Messenger RNA from Pieris brassicae (large cabbage white), 3543 nucleotides. Its product is annotated as high affinity cationic amino acid transporter 1-like. The record is from RefSeq and is a predicted model, not a curated record. Gene Ontology annotation, cellular component: plasma membrane. The coding region runs from base 201 to 3257 and encodes 1018 amino acids. The transcript has 15 exons. Gene Ontology annotation, biological process: transmembrane transport; amino acid transport. Gene Ontology annotation, molecular function: amino acid transmembrane transporter activity. NCBI's taxonomy places the organism in Eukaryota, Metazoa, Arthropoda, Insecta, Lepidoptera, Pieridae.
CCGCACUCCCGAACGCCUUGUCUGGUUUCUGUAUACCUACUCCGUAAUAUUAUAUACUGCAUUUCCUGUGUUUGUAAUGGAAAAGUGAUAAACAGUGUUCAUGCCUAUAAUGCAUUUCUAAUACAAGUGAAAUAAAAACGUAUUAUGUGAUGCGAAGUGACCCGGAUGGUGAGUAGGGUGGGCAGGAGGCUGGCAGUUCAAUGGGCAGGUGGACAGCGUUGGGCAGCUUGCUGCAGAGUAAAAGGGUAUUUAACCCAGAGCAGCUGGAAAGUGGCAAUUUAAGACGAUGCCUGACAGUGUGGGACCUGAUUGCGUUGGGAGUAGGCAGCACGCUUGGCGUAGGCGUGUACGUGCUGGUGGGCUCGGUGGCUAUGAACUUUGCAGGACCUGCCAUCGUACUCUCCUUUCUAGUCGCAGCCAUCGCUUCGCUUUUCGCGGGUCUAUGUUAUGCGGAGUUUGGAUCUCGCGUUCCGCGCGCUGGUUCGGCUUACAUCUACACUUACGUCACUAUGGGACAACUGGUGGCGUUUAUCGUCGGGUGGAAUAUGAUUCUUGAAGCAUUAUUUGCAACAGCUAGCGUCGCCCGAGGGCUAAGUAUGUACGUGGAUUCGAUGCUUAAUAAAACCAUGUCAGAAGCGUUCUUGUCCAUCGCACCAAUAUCGGUUCAACCGUUUUCGCCCUACUUCGACUUUUUCGCAUUUGGUGUGGUAAUUGUACUUGGAGUGGUAUUGGCAGUGGGUGUGCGUCAAUCGGCAACAGUUAACAACAUCUUCGCUCUAAUCAACAUUGUCGUUAUCGUGUUCAUUGUGGUCUCCGGGGCUAUCACAGCAAAUCCAUCAAAUUGGAGCAUACCAGGAACAGAGGUGCCGGCGGAGUUUGGCAAAGGGGGAUUCUUUCCGUAUGGUAUAUGGGGCGUUUUUAAAGGAGCCGCAGUAUGCUUCUAUGGUUUUGUGGGAUUUGACUCUAUUAACGCAACAGGAGAAGAGGUAAAGGAUCCUCGUCGAGUAAUCCCUGUAGCUAUCUUGGCGGUGUUGGUGCUAAUAUUUUUCGUGUACGCCGCAGUGUCUACCGUCAUCACCAUGAUGGUGCCUUACUACUUGCAGGAUACGAAUGCGGCCUUAGCAAGUGCCUUCAGCUAUGUGGGUUGGGAGUGGGCUCGCUGGAUAGUUUCCAUCGGUGCUAUCUUCGGCAUAUCUGCUAGUCUAUAUGGCGCAAUGUUUCCCUUACCGCGGCUGCUAUACGCAAUGUCUUCUGAUGGCCUGCUCCUGCGCUGGUUGGGGCACGUUACCGCCGCAAACCAAUCACCGACGGUCGCAACUGUUCUUCCAGCUCUUGUCAUAGCCAUACUGGCCGGUGUAUUAGAGCUCCAAGAGCUAGUGAUGAUGAUGUGUGUAGGAACGCUACUAUCGUAUAGCAUCGUAGCUAUUUGUGUUAUAAUAUUGAGAUAUCGGUCUGAUUCUACGUCGUCGACUGGAUAUUGUUUUAUAAGAAGAGUUUUCUGUUGUGGAGAGAAAACACCAUCACAAACAUCUUCUUUGGUGGUUAAAAUAAGUUUAUCUUUGUUUACUAGUAUAUGUCUAUCAACGGCUUUGGUCGUAACUCACAUUGAGAGACCACUGAUCCCAACGGCUAUAUUACACUUGUUAGCUCUGCUUCUCAUCACAAUUAUAGCCAUACAACCUCAGAAUAAAGAAGAGUUGUCUUUUAAGGCUCCACUGGUACCCCUAAUUCCGUGCCUUAGCAUAUACGUCAAUGUUAACCUAAUGAUCUUAAUUAGUGUGCAGACUUGGAUUCGUGUUCUCAUUUGGAUGGCCAUUGGUAUUCCGGUCUAUAUAAUUUGUGCUUGUUGCUAUAAAACGAAUACUGGCGAUGGUGAAUCAAAAAAUUUUACUCAUAUUAAUAAAAACGGCAAACCUCCUGUCCAAAUAUUUGUCGAAUCACCAACACCUCCCGAUACUAUUAAGUAUAGUGGAACCGGAGGUGGUCAGAUCGUGCAACAGGGUGGAAAUACGCUAGUCAUACGAGAUAAUCCAAGAAACACCUUACCACUUAUCACCGAAGAAAUAUCAAUACAAAAAGCUUAUAUUGAAGAUACAACAGAAAAAGAAGCAAAAAUAAUAGAUCUGUUAGAUCAAGUUAUUCAAGCUGAGGAAGAUUCCUUUAGUGAAAUAAUAAGUUUAAAAGAGCAAAGAAACGUAAGCGAAGUGCCUGUUCAGGAAAAGCAGGAAAAGCAAAGAAAGUCACUAAGUGAGUUGUCUGAUGCGGGUUCCGAUAUAUCGAGUAAUCAAGCGUUAUCAAAGUAUGAUGUGGUAGCACAGGUGCAUAGAGAAGAUUUACCGAGACUUAAAGAAGAAGAUGAGAUAAAAGAAAUAUCCAUUAUUGAGAACGAAACUACUGUUAGUGAUCAGGAGGAAAUAGAUCAUGAUGAAAGUCCAGACUUGAACGAGGAAGAAAAUGAAGGCAGUGGCGAUAUUAUUGAAAGUGAUGCUAAUUCAAGAACAGAUGAGUCCGGUUACUCUGACACCUUAGAUAAAACACCACAAAAUGAAAUUAUUGAAGAUAAAGAGAUAUCGCAUAUACCAACGCCCCCUCCGCUUGAUGAAAACUUCUUUGCGAGUCCAACAUUUAUAAAGUCUUAUACAAUAUCGGUGCGACCGACGAAAGUCCCUCCAGUCACUAAGCCCCGUGAAAGUAUUCAAUCAAAUGGAUCUAUCGAUGAUGAGCCCAUGACGUUCGGCAGUGAUAAACAGAUAAACUUUAUGACCAAACUAAAUACUAUUUUUCAAAAUAAAAUAUCUGAAGGCAAUGACAGUGGGGAUGAAAAAAGAAGAAGAUCCAAUUCAGCGGGUAAUUUAACCGAAAAUACAGAAUUUGCGACACUAAAUCGCGAGCGACCACAACUGUUUUUAGAUUUGAAAAAAGAAAUCAUUUCUAGAGACCAAGCAAAUACAUUAAAGCCAGUCAAAAUAAAAGAAAUUGAUCCCGAAGAAUCUGAAGAUGAAAGUAUGAGUAAAGAUGUUUUAAAAUCGAAACUUGAGAACAUAUUUGCCACUGGAGGACCAAAACCUAGAAAAGCAAGAUUAAUGAAAUCUAAUCCUCCAACGCCUGAAGAAGCGUACCAAACCGACACUUCCAGCAUAGAGAGUAUACCAAAGAUACCAAAGAUUGAAAAAAAUGACACUUUAAAGCGUCAAAAGGACAAGUUUGGGGAAGUUUUGAAUUCACUGCGAUUAUCACUUAGAGAUGAUGCAGUAUGAAAUACUAUUUAUAAGAACCCUGUAUUUGCUUUAAAUAAUAUCAUAACGGAAUAAUUAAAUAUACUAACAUAUUUCAAUUUCAUCACGAAUACAGAUAAGAAUAAUGAUUGAAUACGUAUUUAAUGAAUGUAAAAAUGAAUAACGAAUUGUAGAUAUAAGCAAUAUUUCAUAAAUUAUGCAAAUCAAAUCUGAUGUCCUGAAAGACUGAAGUGUCGCGAUUAUUAUUGUAUGUAUGUUUUGCUUUGUUGAUUGUUUUUAUUAUGUGUUAUUAUAUUAUGUGUCUUUA